GAGGGUCCAGCAUGGCUAGACCGAGCCGUGUGCACCGGGCCGGCCAGGGAGCUGCCCCCUCCCCCGGCGCACUCUGACUCGUCGUCUUGUGCCCCAGGAGAUGCCAACCGGCAGAUCAGCGAGUACAAAUUCAAACUUUCCAAGGCCGAACAAGACAUGGCGACCAUGGAGCAGAACAUCGGGAGGCUGGAAGGGCAGGUGGCCAGGUACAAGACGGCGGCUGAGAACGCCGAGAAAGUGGAGGACGAGCUCAAAGCAGACAAGCGGAAGCUGCAGCGUGAGUUACGGACGGCCCUGGAUAAGAUCGAAGAGAUGGAGAUGACCAACAGCCACCUGGUGAAGAGGCUGGAGAAGAUGAAGGCCAACCGGACGGCCCUCCUGUCGCAGCAGUAGGCGGAGCCUCUCGCGGGUUCCGAGUCCCUCGGCCUUGGCCGGCCGCUGGCCCGAGCCUUCGAGUACUGAGCUGUUCAGUAAUCUUGUUUCUGAUUAAAGUGGUUCCCUUUUACUGUUAAUUUAUGAGCGCAGCGGCCGAGUCUGAGCGAUCGAGCGGCGGCUCCUCUCCGUCCCCUCCUUCCCGCGCGGCGGCCGCGCCAUCGACGUGCCCGACAGCCCUCGACCCAAGUGCCUUCUCCGGCGGGUUCGGACGUCGCCCCUCGAUCAGACCCACUUCUGUUUUUAAGAGACGUGCUUGGGGCAAGGGGACGCGCUCGAUGAACUUUAUAUGUUUUGAUGGAAGCUUUUGUAAAAUAUUUAAAUUUCUAUCAGAAAAUGUUCACUGUAUAGACUCGCUUCCUUGCCCGGGGACGGCACCCCCGAGGUUCGAGUCUGUCAUGCCGGCAAGUGUGAGCCACGUCCGGUGAGAGGCCGCAUGGCGUGCGGGGCCUGCUGCGGCCGCUGACCGCCGGGCAGGCCUGGGCCAGGCAGGGGCAUGGAUGGAGACCAUUAAAUGACACUUUCUGGA
This is a messenger RNA of Gracilinanus agilis (Agile Gracile Mouse Opossum), 961 nucleotides long. RefSeq names its product leucine-rich repeat flightless-interacting protein 2-like. Gene Ontology annotation, biological process: regulation of DNA-templated transcription. The coding region runs from base 157 to 393 and encodes 78 amino acids. NCBI's taxonomy places the organism in Eukaryota, Metazoa, Chordata, Mammalia, Didelphimorphia, Didelphidae. The transcript has 3 exons. The record is from RefSeq and is a predicted model, not a curated record.